Lottia gigantea (owl limpet) is the source of this 1074-nucleotide messenger RNA. RefSeq lists its product as hypothetical. The transcript has 4 exons. Bases 1 to 1074 code for a protein of 357 amino acids. Gene Ontology annotation, biological process: transcription initiation at mitochondrial promoter; rRNA methylation. The record is from RefSeq and is a predicted model, not a curated record. Gene Ontology annotation, molecular function: mitochondrial transcription factor activity; rRNA (adenine-N6,N6-)-dimethyltransferase activity. Lineage: Eukaryota; Metazoa; Mollusca; Gastropoda; Lottiidae. Gene Ontology annotation, cellular component: mitochondrial matrix.
AUGAGUCGUUUACCUCCCUUGCCAAAUAUUCAAGAGAUCAUCAGAUUUUAUAAAUUACGAGCGAUACGAAGUUUGUCACAGAACUUUCUGUUGGACAUGAACCUGAAUAAAAAGAUAAUCCGUAAAGCUGGAAAUCUGACGAACAAUGUUGUGAUCGAGGUCGGGCCUGGCCCAGGGGGGAUAACUCGUGCUAUACUGGAGAAAGAUAUUGAUAGAUUGAUUGUUAUUGAAAAGGACAAACGAUUUCUUCCCAGUUUAGAGACUAUUUCCAGAUUGUCUGGUAAGAAUAUGCGAGUUGUUCAUGGUGAUAUUUUAAAUUAUAGUCUAGAUACGUUAAUACCGGAAGAAUUCUCGAAACCCUGGGACGACAGCCCCUCUGAUAUACAUAUUAUUGGCAAUUUACCAUUCAAUGUCUCUACUCCGUUAAUCAUUAAAUUCCUGAAAGCCAUAUCAGAGAGAACUGGACCUUGGAAAUUUGGUCGUACACCACUGACGUUGACGUUUCAGAAGGAAGUAGCAGAACGAAUGGUCUCUCAAAUUGGAGUCAGUGAAAGGUGUCGAUUGUCUGUUAUGUGUCAACAUCUUUGUAAAGUAAAAUUAGAGUUUGUAAUACCAGGAAAAGCCUUCACUCCAUCACCUAAAGUAGAUGUAGGAGUGGUAAAGUUUUUACCUUUAAAACAACCAUUGAUAGAUGUACCAUUUUUACAAGUUGAAAAAGUUCUACGUCAUUUCUUUCAUUAUAGACAGAAAAAAUGUUACAGAGGGGCUGAAACUUUAUUUCCAGCUGAUCAACAGAAAUUAACAGAAGAAUUAUUUACACGGAGUGAAGUAGAUCCUUUUGAGCGUCCAUUUUUACUGAUAAUGGAAGAAUAUCAAAGAAUUUGUCGUGCUUAUUCUGAUAUUUGCGAACAGCAUCCAGAAAUAUUUGAAUAUGACUAUAGAGCUCCUCAGAGUUUGAAACACACACGUUUAUACAAAAAUUCAGCGGAGAAUCAAACUAAGAAACAUUUCCUGACAAGUUUACAUGAAGAUUUUGAUACCUCAUUUAAACAAGAAAUAGAUGAGGUGACAUAA